GGCUCUUUUCUCGUCUAUCUCGAUGACUUGAGGUUCUUCAAAGUUCUACACCACCGAACUUUAGCAAUGAAAUCCAGUUUCGCGACGUAAGGUGGCUUGAAUCAUCGGACGCCCGGCUACUGGUGUCUUCAGUACUAAUGGACCACCGCGGCUCGUUGUUCUUCUUCAUCGUCAUCCUCUAUUUUCUCCUCAGUUCACAGUCGCAUCCGCCAUUAAUAUCCCAGGAUCGAGAGCACCAACGGGAGCUUGAAAGGGAACGACAAGCGCUUCGUCUACUGAACGAAUCCAGAUAUGGAGACUUCGAUCCACGAGCCGACAAGUGGCUCCCAUUUAUCGGAGCCCGGAAGAAUGAUAGCUAUGAUUGGGGGCUCUUAGCAGAUGCUCAAGAUAGGGCUCGAUAUCAACUGCAGUCGGCCUUUUCAAAUGCCGGUCUAGUGCCUCCAAGCGGUCUCGAAGACGGGAACUCAUCUCGGUCAUUGAAUCUUUCCCAGCUGGCCCUUCCAGUUUAUCGCAACUCCACAGGGACACUGCGGGGAGACUGGGUGCGUCGCAAGCUGGAUACUAAUCGCCCUUCCCUCAAUACGACGGCCAUUGUCCUCGAGCAUGAGUACUUCACGCAUGAAUUCGGUCAGAACAUUACCGGCAACAGCGGAGAAUUCUAUCUGAAUGUCCACGAGGGAGGCGGAGAGGAACUAAAAUUGCCCCAAGGCCAUGUUCGCGAGAUUAGAGCAACCUUGUCCGUGGAGACUGAUGAUUACUGGGGCCACACCUGGUAUAUCUCGUUAUAUGGGGUCCAUUUUCCCGAAACUGGCGGCACUGUUCUGACGACGACGAGUGAGAAGUUUCGGGGUGUCUUCAGUCUACCGCACUUGACAAUGACAGUUGACUCUUACAAUAUUUCGCACCAACUCCUUCUCAAAUCCCUUUCAGACACCAUCGCAGAGAAGCAGAAUCGCCCCCCUACACUUUUCCCUUGGUCUUCGCUUGUGGGAACGGAUCAGGUGGAAUUCCCGUCUCCAAAAUGUGAACAUAUCGUGUACCUGCAACAACAUCCGGUAGCUAUAGAAGGCUACUUGGCAGACCAGGUGGUUAUUGACCAAAUAGAACAGGAAUUGAGGUUCCCAAUGGGCGCACCCAUCCCUUCGCCACCUUCAAUGGUCAUGUCCGGAGUUGUGUACUCUCCUGACUGUGGAUACAUCCUCGAGACUAAAGGAGCUCCUGACUUUCCUCCAACAGACGGGCUGUAUCUCCAGGGUCCUAAGGUAGAGGAGUAUGCGAAAUACGCUGCUCGCCUCGUAUUUUUGAUCUCUGCUGUGUUUAUUGGACAGAUUAUGUUGCUUAUGCGACAGAUCAAAGACGCCUCUACUCCUUCAACUCGCAGUCGGAUUAGUUUCUAUACAAUUGCUCUCAUGGCGUAUGGUGACGCAUUCGUGCUAGUCUUCAUCCUACUGGAGCUCUAUCCAGCUGUUUCGUUUCUGGUCAUGACGACGCUGGCGUUUUUUGCCUUUCUUUCUGUCAGCUACAUUGGGAUGAAAUUCAUGAUAGAAAUAUGGGCUAUUCAAGCCCCUGAACGGAGAGAACAGGAGCGUCGGUCAAGCCCCCCAGCAUCAUCUACACGAUCUAGCGGACUACCGCUUCCUGCUACGGCAACUGGUGUUAGAGACUCCGGGGCUACGCCAAUCAUCAUCUUGACGCCCGAUCAAGAUCCCCCUGCCGAAGAGGAAGAAGGCACACCAACACCAAAUCGUUCUACAGUGCCAACGGCACAAGAAACCCGGAGUGAUAUUGGCGCAAUGUAUGCGCGAUUUUACUUCGUCCUCUUCGUGAUGCUUGUUGUCUCAAUUUGGUCAUUCCUCUGGCCCAACCGAUUGGGUGCUUGGUAUGCUCGAGCACUGGCAUUCACGUAUCUCUCUUUCUGGGUACCGCAAAUAUAUCGCAACGUCAUGCGCAACUGCCGGAAAGCCCUGCGAUGGGAUUUUGUCAUUGGUCAAAGCUGCCUUCGGCUCGUCCCAUUCGUGUAUUUCCUUACAGUCCGCGAGAACGUCCUAUGGGUCCGGCCGGACACUAAAACCGCACUCUGUCUCGCCGGCUGGGUCUGGAUCCAGGUCUGGCUACUGGCAAGCCAGGACAUCCUCGGGCCACGAUUUUUCGUUCCCCGAGGCUGGGCCCCUCCCGCUUACGACUAUCAUCCCCUUCUCCGCGACGACCCAGAAUCUGGCCCGGAUGUCCAGUCCGACGGCGGCGUUCUACCCAUCACUGCCCUCCGGGCAGACGGGCGAGAUUCCUCAGACUCGAAAGAUGACGACCGACCGCGGAACAAGGAUCGCAAAAAGGCAAUAUUUGACUGCGCCAUCUGCAUGCAGGACAUUGAGGUGCCUGUUCUCGCAGCGCCGGGAGCCGCGGGCGGCAGCAGCGUUGCAAAUGGAGCAACGAGUCUUCUCACGCGUAGGAACUAUAUGGUUACCCCUUGCCAUCAUAUCUUCCACAGCGCCUGUCUUGAGAGCUGGAUGAAGCUUCGUCUGCAGUGCCCUAUAUGUCGCGAGUCUAUUCCUCCUGUUUAGACCAGUUAUUCGUCUAGUUUAGCAUUCAUUAAUGGUAGAUUGUAUACUGAUAGAUGUGAUUUGGACCUCUUAACAUAUAGGAUGAUGUAUUAGGAAAGGCUAGAUAGAAUCAA
Messenger RNA from Aspergillus nidulans FGSC A4, 2674 nucleotides. RefSeq names its product ubiquitin-protein ligase dscA (gene dscA). Gene Ontology annotation, biological process: protein ubiquitination; protein catabolic process. Gene Ontology annotation, cellular component: endoplasmic reticulum membrane. Bases 138 to 2561 code for a protein of 807 amino acids. The transcript has a single exon. Gene Ontology annotation, molecular function: ubiquitin protein ligase activity. The record is from RefSeq and is a predicted model, not a curated record. Lineage: Eukaryota; Fungi; Ascomycota; Eurotiomycetes; Eurotiales; Aspergillaceae.